CCAUAUUACUGUUCCCAGCAACCACAAGUGACAGUUUGCAGUAUUCCCCAGAGCCAGAAAAAUAAUGCCCCACAGUAGACCUCCCAAUCCUUCCUAGUUCCUCUGGACCACAACGCUUAGCCUGUUCACUGAACUGAAUCACAUCUAUUAACAGACAGGAGCUCCAGACUACAUCUCCCGACCUGCCACGAGGCCUGGCUGUGCUCCCAACACUCCAGGUUUUGGCCACCUGCGCCGCAGUGCACGCCGGGACUUGUAGUCGGCUCGUGGCUGCUUCAGGCGAAAGGAGCUAGUCCUCUGGAGUUUCAGUUCUGUCUCUAGAAAUAUAAGUCCGAGGCCUACCUGUCCCCUGGGCUACAUAGGUUUUUAAGGUGACCCCUGGGAAGCUGUUCACCGUUGGAAGUUGCUGGAGCUGAAGCUCGCUAUCUUGUCGGCAGCCAUGAUUCUACAGGUCUCUAGCUUCAGUAAUCUGUGGGUAAGCGCGACUUCCGUUUCGCCUCUGAGUUUGGCUCAGGCCUAGGGGAUGGGGCGGGAUCUCGCACGCAGACUCUGCCACGAGCGCGCGCUAGGAGCUUAUUGGCUGGUGCGGCAGGCUCGCCGGCGCGGGACCUGAGCCACGCCCCUUGGAUUGCAUCCGGCCGACGGCGCGGGAGCAGAGUUGGGAGGUAAUGUCUUCUUUCAGCGGUGGAGCCUUGGUGUCACGCUGUCUUCAUCAGAACGGCCCGGCAGCUCAGGCCAUGAGGAAGCCACGAGCAGUUGUAGGAAGUGGUCACAGGAAGCAGGCAGCCAGCCAGAAGGAAAGGGAGAAACAUGUCCUUAGCAGCAAGCAGGCCAAGCCUUUUGCCCCUGAUGUCUCAGUAGGUCUGGCCAGGCAGCCGGAAGAGGUGGAAAUGCAGGCCUCCAUCUGCCCGUACCAUCUAUUCAGAGACACAGCUGAAGUCACAGCCUUCCGGGGAAACCUGCUGAGCUGGUACGACCGAGAGAAGCGGGACCUACCCUGGAGAAGACAGGCGGAGCAUGAAGUGGACCUAGACAAGCGUGCGUAUGCUGUGUGGGUGUCAGAGGUCAUGUUGCAGCAGACCCAGGUUGCCACGGUGAUCAACUACUAUACCCGAUGGAUGCAGAAGUGGCCUACACUGCAGGACCUGACCAAUGCCUCCCUGGAGGAGAUAAACCAACUCUGGGCUGGCCUGGGCUACUAUUCUCGAGGCCGGCGACUGCAGGAAGGGGCUCGGAAGGUAGUAGAGGAGCUAGGGGGUCACAUGCCACGUACAGCAGAGGCUCUGCAGCAGCUCCUGCCUGGUGUGGGGCGAUACACAGCUGGGGCCAUUGCUUCCAUUGCCUUUGGCCAGACAGCCGGUGUGGUGGACGGGAAUGUAGUACGGGUGUUAUGCCGUAUUCGAGCCAUUGGUGCUGAUCCCAGCAGCACUGUUGUCUCACAGCAGCUUUGGAGUUUAGCCCAGCAACUGGUAGACCCAGACCGGCCAGGGGACUUCAACCAAGCAGCCAUGGAGCUGGGGGCCACAGUGUGUACUCCACAGCGCCCACAUUGCAGUCAAUGCCCUGUACAGGGCCUAUGCCGGGCACACCAGAAAGUGGAGCGGGAACAGCUCUCAGCCUCACAACACCUGCUGGGCAGUCCUAACAUAGAGGAGUGUGCUCGCAACACUGGGCAGUGCCAGCUGUGCCUGCCCCUCACAGAGCCUUGGGACCAGACCCUAGGGGUGGCCAACUUUCCCCGAAAGGCGAGCCGCAGGCCCCCCAGGGAGGAAUACUCUGCUACCUGCGUUCUAGAGCAACCCAAGGCCCUUGGGGGUGCCCGAAUUCUUCUGGUACAGCGGCCCAAGUCAGGUCUGCUGGCAGGACUGUGGGAGUUCCCAUCUGUGACCUUGGAGCCCUCAGAGAAGCAUCAGUACAAGGCCCUGCUACAGGAACUGCAGAAUUGGGCCGGGCCCCUCCCAGAGGGCUGCCUUCAGCACUUCGGGGAGGUGGUCCACAUCUUCUCUCACAUCAAGCUGACAUACCAAGUAUACGGUCUGGCCAUGGAGGGGCAAAUCCCAGUGACCAGCACCCGACCUGGUGCUCGCUGGCUGACACGGGAAGAAUUUCGCACGGCAGCUGUCUCCACCGCCAUGAAAAAGGUGUUUUGUGUAUAUGAGGGACAACAGCCAGGGACCUGCAAGGGUUCCAAAAGGUCUCAGGUGUCCACUCUAUCCACCCGGAAAAAGACCAGCCGGGGCCAGCAAGUCCUGGAUAGCUUCUUUCAGCCCCACAUCUCUAUUAAUGCACCCAUCCCCAACACUGCCGCUGAGUGACGCCUCUGGAAGACUCCACCCCUGAAAAUCUUGCUAUUAAUAAAGUACUUAUUUUUAUAGU
Molecule: messenger RNA, 2376 nt
Organism: Nycticebus coucang (slow loris)
Lineage: Eukaryota; Metazoa; Chordata; Mammalia; Primates; Lorisidae
Gene: MUTYH
Product: mutY DNA glycosylase
Exons: 16
Coding region: 669-2315 (548 amino acids)
Biological process (GO): mismatch repair; base-excision repair
Cellular component (GO): nucleus
Molecular function (GO): purine-specific mismatch base pair DNA N-glycosylase activity; 4 iron, 4 sulfur cluster binding; 8-oxo-7,8-dihydroguanine DNA N-glycosylase activity
Source: RefSeq, a predicted model, not a curated record